UGCCCCCCCGGAUGGCAGAAUAAAACGCUCUUUCUCUGGAUUAACCCCCUGGUGUUGUUUGGCUCCUUUUGUCUCUGCUCGGGUGCAACAAUUAUUCCGACCCAUGGAUUAAUAAGGCUACAUAUUUCUGGUGCGUUGGCCGGGAAUAAGCACGUUCCCCGAGAUCGAGGGACAAAGAGGUCCAGGGCGUCACUGCAAGGCGAGCAGCUCGGGAUACCGGGUCAGCAGUUCCAGUGCACAUCCUGCCAACUUCGUGGGAGGAACUGGCCACCCGUUCCUGAGUGGACAUGCGACAAAGUGACGGAGAGAAAGAGCAACGGCCGUGCAGAAAGAAGGUACCUCGAGAAAAAAGGUAAACUGGCCAGAGGCUGUCCUGUUUAUCUACAGCUGUUAAAGUCACCGGCAUCUGUGACACCUGAUCUACACCGCCCACCAGAGGACCCAGACGCCCAGACAUCGCUCCAGCAUUGUUGGAAGAGACCCUAGAUGCCCAACGCCCACCAGACGACCCGACACCCACCAGACUACAGCCCUGCCUACGUCACUCCGGACGCUGACGCUUGGCACGGCUCCAGAAUCCAGCAUGGAUUGAAAGAGGACAUUUUCACAUUUUCUUCCCUUUCCUUUUGCAUAACUGAACUUUAUUGAAGGUACCUGGGCCUAGUUUGUUUUACACCACCCCUGCAGAGGAGGGUGUCUAGUGGGCCUUUUCUUUCAGCGUAAUUACACCCCAGCCCACUCUCUAGCACUUACCUAAGCCCCUCCCUGUGCAUACAAUGGCUCAAAUACAACUGUGGGUCCCCAUGCUGGUAUUUCUGCUGCCUUUGACCUUUGAAAUACCAAUACCACUCACAGUGACCAGACAACUGCUGCAAUCGUGGGGGGCCCACCACACAUAUAAUAAGUGGAUUCAGGUUGCUGAGAUGGUUGCGUUCUCUGCAAAUCGGACCAAUUGUGCCGUCUGCACUCUGGCCCCUGUAGAUGCUCUGGGAGGAAUGCCACUCCUCCCUGUGCCUUGGAAUGAAUCCUUGGUUACAACUCCACUUGUUGCCUUCCAGCCUCUGGGCAACCAUUCUUCUUUAUGGAAUCAUUCCGUCCCUUUCCAGGUCCACAGGAUCACUGGCUGCCUUUGUGUCAACAAAUCAAAUGACGCAAGUGACUCUCAGACCUAUGUGGGCACUUCCCACUGUGAUCGUACCUUCCCAGCCCCAACUAACAUGUUUGAGUCCGAGACAGGAACCUUUUCUGGUUCCAAUUUGACUACAUGCCUGGCCCGCUUGCUGAGAGGCACCAUAUCUGCCCAUGGUCAGGACGUUUACUGGGUGUGUGGCAGAAAGGCCUAUCAUGCCCUCCCAAGAGGAUGGUAUGGGGUCUGUUUUCCAGCCUACUUAAUACCCCCCAUGUGGAUUCCUGACCAGAUUGCCUCUGCACCCCGUAGAAGGAGGCGUUCGGCUGACCUGGCAACACUUGCAGGUGGCAGCUCCCAGAAUUGGGGCAAAAAUCAGUGGCCUCCGGAAAGGAUACUGGCCCAUUAUGCUCCAGCCUCAUGGAAUCGGAGAGAGAAAAUCUCUGGGGCAAGGGGGCCAAUCUAUAACUUGAACCGCGUAAUCAGACUCCAGGCAGUGGUAGAGAUUGUUGCUAACACGACAGCCACGGCCCUUAGGCUAAUUGCCACGCAAUUGGAUGAGACACGCAAUGCGUUUCUCUCAGUCCGAUUAGCGUUGGACUUUCUCCUGGCACAACAUGGCGGCUUUUGUGCAGCGUUAAAUCUCACAGGUGGGGCCUGUUGCUUUAACAUCUCUGAUCAUGGUGAGGCCAUUCGCAAUUUGGCAGCAGGACUUGAAACAGUGGCCCAUAUUCCUACCCAAACCUGGGAGGGAUGGGACAUGUCAUGGCUUGACUGGUUGCCAAACCUAGGAUGGGUAAAAGGCCUGUUUUUGCUGCUGCUAGGCCCACUUUUCAUUUUGCUAAUUUUUUGCUUUUCUGUACCUUGCUAACUUCAAAGCUUGCAUACAAUGACACGCAAUAUGAUUUCUCGCAUGCUUCGCCCCCAGAUUAUAGCUCUGACCCGAGAAUAUCAGCCUGUGCCUUCCUGGGACGAGCCCUUUUAAGAAAAGGGCUGUCCAAAUUUGAGAGGUAUGGAAUGAAGGGGUACAGUUAGGGUUACCCCAGAAAGCCCUAAAAACUGUUUGUGAAUCUCCCCACCCCAGCCAGGCCUCGGCGUACGCAUUUUAAAAACUGC
This is a messenger RNA of Podarcis muralis (Common wall lizard), 2242 nucleotides long. NCBI's taxonomy places the organism in Eukaryota, Metazoa, Chordata, Lepidosauria, Squamata, Lacertidae. The record is from RefSeq and is a predicted model, not a curated record.